Empidonax traillii (willow flycatcher) is the source of this 882-nucleotide messenger RNA. It is a transcript of the gene NDUFV3, whose product is annotated as NADH:ubiquinone oxidoreductase subunit V3. The record is from RefSeq and is a predicted model, not a curated record. Bases 35 to 343 code for a protein of 102 amino acids. Gene Ontology annotation, cellular component: mitochondrion. NCBI's taxonomy places the organism in Eukaryota, Metazoa, Chordata, Aves, Passeriformes, Tyrannidae. Gene Ontology annotation, biological process: mitochondrial ATP synthesis coupled electron transport. The transcript is spliced from 4 exons.
AGGGCGGAGCCACCGCAAGGCCAGCCCGGGCAAGAUGGCGGCGGCCGCGGCGCUGAGGGGCGGCGGGAGGGCGGCGACGCGCCAGGUGUUGCGGCUGGAGGCGCGCGGGCUCUGCACGAAGCCGAACAAACCAACCGGGACGGCGGCGCCGCCGAAGAUUCCUCCAGGCUGCUGUUUGGCUGGGUCAGGCUGUGCAGGGAGUCAGACCUCUUCCAGAGGUGGCUUCCCAUCCUCCUGCUUCCCUCUGCUCUUCCUUCCUACCCUGCACCUUCCAUCUGACAGAGAGAAAUGUAGUGGCACCACAGGGAAGCACCAAGCUGCUUGCCAUCAAGGCACCAGGUGAAUUUCCUAAAAUGUUGUCUUCUAGCUCUCCCUUGCUCUCCACAGACAAAGGUGAGAGCGUAUCUAGUACCAGCCUCGAGGAAGCUUCCAAACCUGCCGAAGACACGAGGAGGUUCAUGUCAAGAAAAACUGUGGUUGCGUUUCCUCAGCGAGGAGUUGUCUCCUCCUCUGAGGAGGAAAACCUCACUGCACCUGCAACAGGAGGCUGGAGGAAAGGGUUGGUCGAGGAACAAACUUCGUCUUCAUCCAGCUCAGAGUCAGAUUCUAGCUCAGAUUCUGAGGAAGAAAACGAGGAUUCACGAGUGGCUGUUAAAACUAAAGUUGAGUUUCCUAAGCGAGAGCCCGUCUUUUCUGAGAACAUAGCAGUAAAGGCAUCAAUGCUAGCAAAAGAGAAUUUGUUCCAGAGAUCCCACAAAGAGUAUGGACUUAAGAAGCUGACACGCCAACCGGAAAUAAUUGUCUCUCCUGUAAAGCAGGUCAAAUUUUCUAAAACAUCAGUCAGACAGGAAGCAUCAAAAUCCAAAGCAAGAGACCCUGAAG